Molecule: messenger RNA, 1254 nt
Organism: Alternaria rosae
Lineage: Eukaryota; Fungi; Ascomycota; Dothideomycetes; Pleosporales; Pleosporaceae
Product: carbon-nitrogen hydrolase
Exons: 2
Coding region: 307-1161 (284 amino acids)
Molecular function (GO): hydrolase activity, acting on carbon-nitrogen (but not peptide) bonds, in linear amides
Source: RefSeq, a predicted model, not a curated record
AAGAGUUAAUGCAGGGGACGUUGGGUCCCGGCCAUGCCUUCCGCAUGUAGAUCGGUGUAUGGACAUCUUCACUUUUCGAUGCUGCCUACAUGCCAUAUGCUUUUUUGGCAUGCAUUUCCAGAUGCAACAUGCAUCUUACGAUGACUGCUCCAAUUGAACUAGCCUCUAGUGGCAUCGCGCCUGCCGUCUCUGACGACAGCAGUAUUAUUUCUUUAGGUCUGUUUGCUAUAUUCAUAUAGUACAGAAGUACCUUCAUCUGUCCAGUAUAUUCCAACACACACACCAUCUCUCAUCAAUACCUUCAAGAUGCCUCUCGCAGCAGUCGGACAAAUGCGCUCCCAGGCCUCCAUGGCCGACAACCUCAAGCAAGCCCAAUCCCUCUGCCGCAAAGCCCACGAAGCAGGCGCAGCCGCCCUCUUCCUCCCAGAAGCAGCAGACUACCUAACCACCUCGGGCGGUCUCAAACUCUGCAAAUCCGUCCAAGAUUCCGAAUUCGUCCAAGGCCUCUGCAAAUCCGCCAAAGAAUACUCCCUCCCCAUCUCCGUCGGCAUCCACGAGCCUACAGACGAUGGCAAAAAAGUUAAGAAUACAUUGAUCUGGAUCACCGCGUCAGGAGAAAUAAAAUACCGCUACCAAAAACUCCACCUCUUCGACAUGGACGUAAAAGACGGCCCGCAAAUGCAAGAGUCCGCAGGCGUAGAACGCGGCGUCCACCUAGGCGAUCCCUUCGACUCCCCCGUCGGCAAACUAGGCAUGCAAAUCUGCUUCGACCUGCGCUUCCCCGAACCGGGUUUAGCACUACGGGCCCGCGGUGCAGAAGUUCUGUUAUACCCCGCUGCCUUCACGACGCCCACGGGCAAAGCAGGACAUUGGGAGAUUUUGAUCCGUGCCCGUGCGAUUGAGACGCAGAGUUACAUUAUCGCUGCGGCGCAGGUGGGUGUGCAUGAUGAGGAGGGUAAGAGGCGGAGUUGGGGUCACAGCAUGAUUGUGGAUCCGUGGGGGAAGAUUGUUGCGGAGUUGGGGGGUGAUGAGGGGGAGGGGGGGAGUUGGAAGGAUGAGGGUGAGAUUGCAGUGGCGGAGAUUGAUCUUGAGUUUGUGAGGAAUAUGAGGAAUGACAGCCCGUUGAAGAGGAGGACGGAUGUUUAUAAUGAGUUGGUCUAGGGUGGUGGAAAAUUCGUUAUAUGUGUUGUAUUGCAUCAUGAGGAGUACCCAAAAUCUACAAGUCUGCUAGGAAUGCCAUUGUACAUGCCGUUC